Orycteropus afer afer is the source of this 706-nucleotide messenger RNA. It is a transcript of the gene HSPB8, whose product is annotated as heat shock protein family B (small) member 8. Gene Ontology annotation, molecular function: protein homodimerization activity. Gene Ontology annotation, cellular component: protein folding chaperone complex; cytoplasm; nucleus. Lineage: Eukaryota; Metazoa; Chordata; Mammalia; Tubulidentata; Orycteropodidae. The record is from RefSeq and is a predicted model, not a curated record. Gene Ontology annotation, biological process: cellular response to unfolded protein.
AUGGCUGACGGUCAGAUGCCCUUUCCCUGCCACUACCCAAGCCGCUUCCGCCGAGACCCUUUCCGCGACUCGCCCCUCUCCUCGCGCCUGCUGGACGAUGGCUUUGGCAUGGACCCCUUUCCUGACGACUUGACCGCCUCUUGGCCCGAUUGGGCCCUGCCCCGGCUCUCCUCGGCCUGGCCAGGGACCCUGAGGUCCGGCAUGGUGCCCCGGGGGCCCACUGCAGCAGCUAGGUUCGGGGUACCUGCAGAGGGCAGGAGCCCCCCACCCUUCCCUGGAGAGCCCUGGAAAGUGUGUGUCAACGUGCACAGCUUCAAGCCAGAGGAGCUGAUGGUGAAAACCAAGGACGGAUAUGUAGAGGUGUCCGGUAAUCAUGAAGAGAAGCAGCAAGAAGGCGGCAUUGUUUCCAAGAACUUCACAAAGAAAAUCCAGCUUCCUGCAGAGGUGGACCCUGUGACAGUAUUUGCCUCCCUUUCCCCAGAAGGCCUGCUGAUCAUCGAAGCGCCCCAGGUUCCCCCGUACUCACCAUUUGGAGAGACCAGUUUCAACAAUGAGCUUCCCCAAGACGGCCAGGAAGUCACCUGUACCUGAGAUGCCAGCCUUGGCCCAUCCUUGAUUCCUCCCCGACCCCAGGGCUUCUCUGAUUCCAGGCUACAUCACCUUAGCUGAACUGAUAGAUUUAGUGUGAUUAACAUGUUGGCGGGAG